This is a messenger RNA of Aspergillus brunneoviolaceus CBS 621.78, 852 nucleotides long. RefSeq lists its product as uncharacterized. The record is from RefSeq and is a predicted model, not a curated record. Lineage: Eukaryota; Fungi; Ascomycota; Eurotiomycetes; Eurotiales; Aspergillaceae. The coding region runs from base 1 to 852 and encodes 283 amino acids. The transcript has 2 exons.
AUGAAGUACUUUCGUGCGCUUCACCCUCAUGCACCUGAGAAACCGACAGCCGAAGAUGAUCAAACCAAGCGUGUCGACGAUCCGUCGUGCGUCUGCCACUUCAGAUAUCCCAUCCGUUUCCCCAAGCUCGAAGCCGUCGUAUGCGGUCCGGAGACAGGCCAGAUCCGCGAGCUGCACCAGAGCGAAACCCAGCUAGACGUGGCCUUCGAUGCGGUCGGCAGCCGAAUGCUCAUCAACGAGCACUAUCCCAACCCCGUCAACCGCUGCAUGUCGGUAGACGUCAGCCUGAUCCUCAAAGCCAAGUACGUGCAGUUCGUGAACCUCGAAGGUCUCUCCGACCACUCCCUGCUCCUCACCUUGCGGAUCGGACGCACCGCCUCGGCCGUGAGGGGCAACAAGAUGAGCCUGAAGGAGAAAGUGCGCGGCUUCUUCGAGUGUCCGCCCUACAUGCGCCUGUUCGAGGAUCUGUACGAGUGCCGCUGGCCGGAGAAGUUCAUCCAGAUCCGGCUGCCUGAGAAACGAUGCAAGCGUUGGAAGACGGUGGCGCUGAUCCUCAAGGCGUUCAACCAGAUCACCUCCGAGAACUAUUGUCAGAUGGCGGGGAUGAUGAUGACCCCUCGUGUCGGGGGCUUGGAUGUGCGCGCCAUCCAGGGGGAGAUCAAAGCCAGGAAGGAGAAGGGCAAGGGAUCGAAUAAGGUCCGCCGUCGGGAGCCUGUCUCGGCCAAAUACAAAGUUGCAGUGAGCGACGCGGACAAGAUUGAGCGCGUGAACCAGGCAUACGCGGUGCAUCUCAUGGCCUUCAUCAAUUCCUCCCCGUUCACUCCGCGCGAGUAUAUCGACAGGCUCUCUUGA